UUGGUUCCACUCGCAUCUCGUUGUACGUCACUCCAAAGUCUCACGGUUUCCCCCACGUUCAACUGCCUUACGUGCCAAUUCCAUAUGCUUCUACAUACAUUGGUGUUGCUCGAAGGUAAACUUCAGUACCUUAAUCUCCAAUUCGAAGUGAUGAACUUUGACCACACAAAACACCUCUACCUGGCAAUUCUCAGCCAUCAAUGGCGUUUGAAGCUGUUGAUACUAUACGAUAAAUCCAAUGAGUUUUUCAACGAGAAGCAGAUGGUCAAACAUCUAAAGGCACAAUUUAGCCAGUUUGAAAAAACAACCUUCUACCUCCAGCUUUUCUACAAAACGUACCCGAUACUGUUAGAGCCAUACAAAUGUGUCUCGGGGAUCUCAAGCAUUUACAAGACUUUUUUCAGUGAAAAUCAGGACGCUUUGUCUGUAUACUUGGCAGACUAUCUCAAGUCGGUUGGUCUCAAACUGCCCCCUACAAGCCUUGAACAAUUCGUUGUAAACAAUGUGCCACUUGUGGUAUUGAACGGCUCUUGGACAUUUAUGGAUGCUGCCAAAACCCCUAUUUUGUUUCCCGAUUCCAAAUAUCCCUUAUGACUGUAACAGCAAUGGGUGCAAAAUAUGAUGAACAUAAACAACGGCAAGAACUGGCCACUACCAUGGGCAUUUUGAGGAAUGGUUACCCUUCCUGAUACUUUUCAUACGGCUAAAAUACACAUGGUUUUGUCGGGCAUGUCUCGGCCAUGCUGUAUGCCCACCCAAUCAA
This is a messenger RNA of Yamadazyma tenuis ATCC 10573, 763 nucleotides long. RefSeq lists its product as uncharacterized. NCBI's taxonomy places the organism in Eukaryota, Fungi, Ascomycota, Pichiomycetes, Serinales, Debaryomycetaceae. The record is from RefSeq and is a predicted model, not a curated record.